Molecule: messenger RNA, 1444 nt
Organism: Scheffersomyces stipitis CBS 6054
Lineage: Eukaryota; Fungi; Ascomycota; Pichiomycetes; Serinales; Debaryomycetaceae
Gene: RMT2
Product: protein-arginine N5-methyltransferase
Exons: 2
Coding region: 148-1401 (417 amino acids)
Biological process (GO): peptidyl-arginine methylation
Cellular component (GO): cytoplasm; nucleus
Molecular function (GO): protein arginine N5-methyltransferase activity
Source: RefSeq, a predicted model, not a curated record
AAAAAAAAACCAUACGAUUCCAGGAUCUUCUGCUGUAGAUUUGACUUCGGUACAGAGAAGUGUUUCGGAUUCCGCGUUUCGAAUUUCAGAUUUCUGUUUCCUUGCUUGUGCUGCAGAAAAUACAACUUUAUCGUCUUGGAAAAAAGUAUGUCGGACUUGCACGAUUUAUGCCGAUUCGCUGAAAGACCCAUUACCAGCAAGUAUGUGGACCAAUUAAACUUCUAUCUUAGACUGGGAAUUCCAGCUACUUAUACCAUUGAAGAGGCUUACAACUAUACAAAUGACAUAGCAGCCGAACCAACCACCACUACAACUCCUUUGCAUCUCAUUUGCACCCAUGUUCCAGAGAACGCAACUGCUGAAGAAUUAAAAGUAGUUGACACUAUGGUGCAAACUUUGUUUGAGUACGGGGCUGGGUGGUGUUUGAGCGAUGUCAACAAUGAUACUCCAGGAUGUAUACUUAUUAAGAGGAAGUUGAAUCAUUUGAAUAUCUACACGCAAAUAGUGGAUUCUGGUGUUAGAGCAGAGCUCUUGUUACGAAAAGUGGGAGAGUUCGAUAUGGAAAUAAUAGAAGAUACGGACGACUUGGACCACGAUCGUUUUGGAGAAGUUCCUGAAUUGGUAGAGGAAAAAGCAGAACAAAUCGAACAACCAAAGAGCGACGAAAAACCGGAUCCUGAAGAGUCCAACAAAUCUAAUCAACAGUCGUACCUUAACACCAAAUUGGAAUAUGUCGACAAUGCCUUGAUCACAAAAGAUAGAAAAGAUGGUGUCAUGAUGGCAUGGGAAACUGAUCUCAUGAGAUUGGGCUGUGAAUCUCUUUUCAAAGGUUCAAUAAUAGAAGACAACGAAGAAGAUUCAGAGAUCAACAUCCUCAACAUUGGUUUUGGAAUGGGGAUAAUCGAUACUAUGAUCAACGAAAAGAAUCCUACCAAGCACUACAUCUGUGAAGCUCAUCCUGAUGUUCUUGCCAAGUUGAAGGCGGACGGCUGGUACGACAAGAAAAAUGUAGUUAUCUUGGAAGGUAGAUGGCAAGAACAAUUGGACAAGUUGUUGUCUUCUGGUGAGGUUUACUUCAAUGGUAUUUACUACGAUACAUUUUCAGAACAUUACCUGGACAUGUUGGAGUUGUUUGAUUACGUUGUUGGAUUAUUGAAGCCCUAUGGUGUAUUUUCGUUCUUCAACGGUUUGGGUGCCGAUAGACAAGUAGUAUACGAAGUCUACAAGAAAUUGCUGGAACUUGAUUUAGCAAACUAUGGCUUACAAUGUACAUUCACCUCAGUUGAAGUUCCCAAAGAAACAUUGCAAGAAAACGACAAGAGUGUUUGGGAUGACGUCAAAAGAUCUUACUGGUCCUGUCCCGUAUACUACCAUCCCGAGGCUCGCUUCAUAGACUUAUAGAUAUAGUUUCGAAUAGUUAAACAAUAAUAGAUAGGAGAGGUUU